Solanum lycopersicum (tomato) is the source of this 846-nucleotide messenger RNA. RefSeq lists its product as uncharacterized. Gene Ontology annotation, molecular function: RNA-DNA hybrid ribonuclease activity; nucleic acid binding. Lineage: Eukaryota; Viridiplantae; Streptophyta; Magnoliopsida; Solanales; Solanaceae. The record is from RefSeq and is a predicted model, not a curated record. Gene Ontology annotation, biological process: DNA integration.
AUGGACGAAUACGAAACUUGUAUUCUUGGUUUGAAAAUUGCCAUCGACAUGAAUGUCCAGGAGCUAUUGGUUUUCGGUGACUCAGAUUUGUUGAUUCAUCAGGUUCAAGGAGAAUGGGCCGUGAAGAACCCGAAGAUUAAACCUUACGUACAGUUUGGGGUACUAGAAUCCAUUAUUACUGAUAGUGGUGCAAAUCUUAACAGUCACUUGAUGAGAGAUAUAUGUGAGCAACUCAAGAUUACUCACCGAAACUCAACUGGUUAUCGCCCUCAAAUGAACAGAGCUGUAGAGGUCGCCAACAAGAACAUCAAGAAGAAUCUAAGGAAAAUGAUUGACAAUCAUCGAUGUUGGCAUGAGAUGUUUCCAUAUGAUUUAUUGGGUUAUCGAACGACUGUCAGAACGUUUACUGGAGCUACUCCAUACUUGCUGGUAUAUGGAACAGAAGCAGUCAUACCGGUUGAAGUUGAGAUAUCGUCUUUGAGAAUCAUCCAAGAAGCAGAAUUAAGUAAUGCUGAGUUGGUCAGCAAGCUUAUUGAUCAGUUAACGUUGAUUGAUGAGAAGAGAAUGGUUGUCGUUUGUUAUGGACAAUUAUAUCGACAAAGGAUGAUUGGUGCAUUCUACAAGAGAGUAAGAGUUAGAAAUUUUGAAAUCGGCCAGUUAGUACUUAAGUGCAUUUUCCCACACCAGGAUGAGUACAAAGGAAAAUUUCCGCUUAAUUGGCAAGGACCCUACAUGGUUCGCAAAGUAUUAUUUGGAGGUGCUUUGGUCCUGUCAGAUAUGGAUGACACCGCAUGGCCGAAACUGAUCAACUCAGUUGUGUCAAGAGAUACUAUGUGUGAAUCUUAG